Homalodisca vitripennis (glassy-winged sharpshooter) is the source of this 763-nucleotide messenger RNA. RefSeq lists its product as uncharacterized. The record is from RefSeq and is a predicted model, not a curated record. Bases 33 to 605 code for a protein of 190 amino acids. Lineage: Eukaryota; Metazoa; Arthropoda; Insecta; Hemiptera; Cicadellidae. The transcript has 4 exons.
AAAAAUAUGCGCAAGAAAAUAAACAGUCACAAAUGGAGGCCGAAAUCAAAUCACUGAAGAAUGAAUUGUUGUCAUUGAACUGCAUGAACAAAGAUUUCAAAGAAAAAAUAGAAACUUACGAUAGGGAUCUAAACGAAUCCAGAGAAAAAGAAGCGCGUCUUUUGAGCAAGCUUGAAACAGGGAAAAUUCAAUUGAAAGACGAGAUCAGUAACUCGAAAAUUAUGACUGAGAAAUAUAUAAUACUGCAGAAAAAGAUUGAGAGCCUUGUAGGUGUGAAUCGAAAACUGAGUAACGAAAUAAAGAGCAAAGAGAAAGCAAUGGAAAAAUUCGCCAUUGAGAUUAGAAAUCUUGAUGUAGAAUUAAACAAUGUAAAAAACUUGAACAAAGUUCAAAAUGAAGAUAAUAUUAGUUUAACAAAAGCAAUCAGCAUUGGAAAAGAUAAAAUUAAGGAACAAGAAAAACUCAUCUGUGGCCUUACAUCAGCGAUAAACCAAUACCAAUUAGAGAAAGAUGAGUUUGAACAAAGACUUGUAAAAAUGAGAGAUGGAGCAGUUUUUGAAGCUAUUAAAAUAUGUUCAAAUCUAUUUUUCCCAUUUUCAAUUUAACUGAGUAGCAUAAAACAAUUGAACUCACGUAUAUGAUACCAUUCCAAAUUGUACUUGAGGUUUACUUCAGUAGUUAUACACAGUAUUUACUUGUGUACAUUUAGUACUGUUUAAGGCUUGUAUAUAAUAAUUAUAGUAAAUAAAAGAUUAAAAAAUUG